AUGUUGAAAGACAGCACAGGGGUCACUAUCAGUCGCGGCUUCACAGCCUCCAGAGAAUGUACACAACCAUCCGAAGAGACGAAUGAUGAGCCAAACACAGAAUCAUCCGUAGUAGACAGUAGGAAUGAUGAAGAGAGCCAUGAGAAAUUAUCUCGACGUCGAUUGCCAAAGCUAGGCAUGGGUAUAUGGCUCGAUCUGAAGGAUAGAAUACCGUAUUACAAGUCAGAUUGGGUAGAUGCAUUUAAUUACAGAGUCAUCCCUUCUACUGUGGACACCUACUUUAACAACCUGUUACCUGCAAUCGCUUUUGCACAAGACAUGUUUGAUAGAACUGAUAAUUCAUACGGGGUAAAUGAAGUACUUUUAUCCAGUGCAAUGGCCGGUAUUGUGUUUGGAGUUCUUGCAGGACAGCCCUUGUGUAUAGUGGGUGUUACUGGCCCCAUUUCUAUCUUCAAUUACACAGUAUAUGAAAUUAUAAAGCCUUUGAAUACUAGCUAUUUUGGGUUCAUGUUUUGGAUUUGUCUGUGGUCUAUGAUCUUUCAUUUACUGUUGGCGUUUACUAACGUCGUUUGCCUCUUACAAUAUGUGACUACGUUCCCGUGCGACAUAUUUGGGUUAUUUAUUAAUGUCGUCUACAUUCAAAAGGGAAUACAGAUUUUAACAAGACAAUUUCAUAACACAUCAGGGGAAAAAUCAGUACAAGAUGGAUUUGCUAGUGUUGUCGUGGCGCUGGUUAUGACAGCAUUCGGACUUUUCUUCAAAUCAUUUCAUCACUACCCUCUAUUCACUCAUAAAAUCAGAACUUUCAUAUCUGAUUACUCAACUGCACUUUCAGUGUUAUUCUGGUCAUCAUUUACACAUUUUGGUGGUUAUUUAAAUGACGUUAAGUUCAAGAAAUUGCCUAUAACGAAAUCUUUCUUUCCCACUUCCAAAUUUAAUAGACCUCAAAAUACGUGGUUAGCAUAUGAACCGAUUCCUGUUAAAGACGUUUUCAUUGCUUUGCCGUUCGGCAUAAUUUUAACAAUUUUAUUUUAUUUUGAUCACAAUGUAUCGUCAUUGAUGGCGCAGAGACAUCAAUACAAAUUGAGAAAACCAUCCUCCUUUCAUUAUGAUUUCGCAUUACUGGGGCUGACCACUUGCAUCAGCGGAGUUUUAGGGAUUCCAGCGCCGAAUGGAUUAAUUCCUCAAGCACCACUACACACGGAGACGUUACUAGUUCGGGAUUCUAAUCAAAACGUCGUUAGGUGUGUGGAACAAAGACUCACAAAUACCUUCCAGGGUCUUAUGAUUUUGGGAACAAUGACAAGGCCGUUAUUAGUAUGUUUGGGAGAAAUUCCUCAAGCAGUACUUUCUGGAUUAUUUUUCAUCAUGGGAAUCAACGGCCUGAUGACGAAUGUUAUUAUACAUCGUAUAGUUUUCCUGUUUUCGGACCCUAAAAGAAGGGAUAAUAAUUCACCCCUAGCGAAAAUAUCUAAGAGAUCGAUGGUUAUAUUUCUUUGUUUCAGUCUGGCAGGUUUUACUGGCGAGUUUGCCAUCACAAAUACUAUAGCUGCCAUUGGAUUUCCCUUAGUGUUACUUCUGAGCGUGAUAGUAUCUUUUUCAUUCACCUAUAUAUUUCCAAGUGAGGAAUUAAAGGUCCUCGAUAAUAAUGUGGCACAAAGGUUCACUCUCAAAAAUUUACUAUUAGAAAAUAUACGUGAUGCAAAGUUCAGCGACAGGCACAAAUUCUAG
Molecule: messenger RNA, 1731 nt
Organism: Saccharomyces mikatae IFO 1815
Lineage: Eukaryota; Fungi; Ascomycota; Saccharomycetes; Saccharomycetales; Saccharomycetaceae
Gene: BOR1
Product: Bor1p
Exons: 1
Coding region: 1-1731 (576 amino acids)
Biological process (GO): borate transport; transmembrane transport; monoatomic anion transport
Cellular component (GO): fungal-type vacuole; plasma membrane
Molecular function (GO): borate efflux transmembrane transporter activity; solute:inorganic anion antiporter activity
Source: RefSeq, a predicted model, not a curated record